AUAUGCUGAUGGCGCUGCUGCGGGCGGACUGUCAGCGCGGCGUGCUGACGCUGCUGCUGCUGGCGGCUGCGCUGACAGACAUGUGUCGCGGGCAGUUGGGCCUGCAGGCGCCGGUGCUGGUGCAGGAGCCGCCGGCGCGGCUGCGCUUCUCCAACUCCACCGGGUCGCAGGUCAGCUGCGCGGCGCGCGGCAGCCCGCCCCCAGACGUCGCGUGGCAGCACGCAGACGGAUCACCUGUCACCGCGGUGCCCGGCCUCAGGCAGACCCUCGGCAAUGGCACGCUAUACUUUCCACCAUUCCGAGCUGAAGACUACAGGGAGGAAGUACACUCUGCCACAUACCGCUGCAAGGCAUCCAACCUGGGUGGCGCAGUUCUCAGCAGAGAUGUCGUAGUCCGAGCUGUGGUGCGGCAGGACUACGAGGUGCAGGUGUACCGCGCGCAUGCGCUGCUGGGCAACACGGCGGUGCUGCGCUGCGUCAUCCCGCCCUUCGUCCGGGACGACGUCUCCGUCUCCUCCUGGUUCCGGGACGACACCAUCAUCCUGCCGGGCAGCCACGAUGCAGGAAUAACCCGUCCAUACACAGCAACCUUCACACCGACACCGAGACAGUAG
This is a messenger RNA of Schistocerca nitens (vagrant locust), 614 nucleotides long. Its product is annotated as Down syndrome cell adhesion molecule-like protein Dscam2. The transcript is spliced from 5 exons. The coding region runs from base 3 to 614 and encodes 203 amino acids. The record is from RefSeq and is a predicted model, not a curated record. Lineage: Eukaryota; Metazoa; Arthropoda; Insecta; Orthoptera; Acrididae.